This is a messenger RNA of Zasmidium cellare ATCC 36951, 1056 nucleotides long. RefSeq lists its product as uncharacterized. Bases 1 to 1056 code for a protein of 351 amino acids. The transcript has a single exon. Gene Ontology annotation, molecular function: nitronate monooxygenase activity. NCBI's taxonomy places the organism in Eukaryota, Fungi, Ascomycota, Dothideomycetes, Mycosphaerellales, Mycosphaerellaceae. The record is from RefSeq and is a predicted model, not a curated record.
AUGCCCCGCCCAACCCUCAAAACCCCGCUCUGCGAGCUCCUCAAGAUCGAAUACCCCAUCAUCCUCGCCGGCAUGGCACGAACGUCCUCGGGGCCCCUCGCAGCCGCCGUCUCCAACGCCGGAGGCCUAGGCGUCAUCGGCGGACUGGGCUACACGCCGGACCAAAUGCGCGCCAUCAUCGCCGAGAUCAAGUCGAACCUGCGCGACAAGAGCCUGCCGUUCGGCGUGGAUCUCGCGCUGCCCCAGGUCGGGGGGAGCGCGAGGAAGACGAAUCACGAUUACACGCACGGACAGCUGGACGAGCUGAUCUCGGUGGUCAUCGAGGAGAAAGCGAGUCUGUUCGUCAGUGCGGUGGGCGUGCCGCCGCCGCAUGUGAUUAAACGGUUGCAUGAGGCGGGGAUUUUGAUCAUGAAUAUGGUGGGACAUCCGAAGCAUGCGCAUAAGGCUUUGAAGGCGGGCGUGGAUAUUGUGUGUGCGCAGGGAGGGGAGGGAGGUGGACACACGGGGGAUGUGGCGACGAGUAUUUUGAUUCCGUCGGUGGUGGAUGUUGCGAGGCAGUAUACGAGUCCUUUGACUGGAAAGCCGGCGAUGGUUGUGGCUGCGGGUGGAGUGUAUAAUGGGAGGAGUUUGGCGGCGAUGUUGUCGUAUGGUGCUCAGGGUGCUUGGGUGGGGACGAGAUUUGUUGCGUCUGAGGAGGCGGGAUGCAGCAGGUUGCAUAAGGAGGCUGUUGUCAGUGCGGCUUUUGAGGAUACGUUGAGGACUCUGGUUGUGUCAGGCCGACCGCUGAGAGUGAGGAUGAACGAUUAUAUCAAGUCUUGGGAAGUGGACAGACCUGAAGAGGUGAAGAAGCUGUGUGACCAGGGAAUUGUGCCAUUGGCUCAUGAUAUGGACAACGAUAAGGAGGUCGACAUUCCUUUCUUGAUGGGACAGGUUGCUGGCGCCAUCACGAAGAUUCAGCCCGCCAAGGAGAUCUUGGAGGAGAUGGUGACGGAAUGUGUGGAUGUUCUGAAAGCGCAGCAGGGCUAUUUGGGUAGCAGCGUCAGUAGCAAGCUCUAA